GUAAAUCAAAUUUUGAUGAAAACUAAAUUUUAUGAAACAUUUAUUUCAGAUCUUAAUGAAAGGGAUGACGAGUACAAAUAUGUGGGUCCCUAUAACCCUAAAAUAAUGAUCACUACAUCACACACCCCUUCUGUAAAGCUAAAGAUGUUUGUAAAGGAGUUGAGGCUGAUCUUCCCCAAUGCACAACGAAUGAAUAGAGGCAAACAGGAUUUAAAACAAUUAAUGAGAGUAUGCUGCUGCAACGACGUGACAGAUGUUAUAGUUGUUCACGAAAACCGAGGAAUCCCUGAUAACGUCGUUAUUAGUCAUUUGCCAAACGGUCCCACAGCAUUUUUCAAUAUUUCAGAUGUUGUCAUGCGCCAUGACGUUCCUUUUGUUAGCAAUAUGAGUGAACAAAAUCCCCAUUUGAUUUUUCACAAUUUCAAAACUAAAAUAGGUGAACGAGUUACAACUAUAUUGAAACACCUCUUUCCCACUCCAAAACUGGAUUCCAAACGGGUUAUUACGUUUGGUAACCAUGAUGAUCAUAUAUCUUUUCGUCAUCAUCUAUUUAAAUAUGAGAACAAAAACUUGGAGCUAGAAGAAGUAGGACCCAGGUUUACACUUAAAUUGUACCAAAUUAAAUUAGGAAAAUUAGAUGAAAUUCCUGCGUCUGACACAGAGUGGAUAUUAAAACCUUAUAUAAACACAUUUAUAAAAAAUCGAGUUUUAUCGCAUGAAAAUGGUUGGCCUAUAAACGAAAGUUAACUGUAUUUAUUCAUAUCGCUAAUUUACUUCAAUACAGUCAUAAUAAAAAAAUGCCAAAAUUAGAUACAGUAUACAGAAAUUACCGCUACCUUUUCUAUGUUGUGUAAAAAUUCACUUGCAUCACGCUGCAUCGUUUACUAGUAUCUCACUAGAACAAAAUAUGUAUCCAUUUUUACUAUGGGAGUAAGUACAUCGACGGCUGAGUGGAAGAUCGACCUAUCUCGGCAGCCGGUUCAAAAACGCCCUAUCUCACAAAACUUUCCCAGAACGCCAUACUUCAGAAUUUGGUUGAAUAACGUCCUAUCUCACUUGAAGUAAAUGAGCGAUAUGUAAUAUAUAUGUAGUACACAUAACAUGUACUUAUUAUGUGCAUCGUAAAUAAAAUCGCAAAUUUUUUUGAAUA
Molecule: messenger RNA, 1150 nt
Organism: Rhagoletis zephyria (snowberry fruit fly)
Lineage: Eukaryota; Metazoa; Arthropoda; Insecta; Diptera; Tephritidae
Product: U3 small nucleolar ribonucleoprotein protein IMP4
Biological process (GO): rRNA processing
Cellular component (GO): nucleolus; small-subunit processome; Mpp10 complex
Molecular function (GO): rRNA primary transcript binding; snoRNA binding
Source: RefSeq, a predicted model, not a curated record